CAGGCUGGAGUUAACAUGGCCUCUGCAGAAGAAAAGAAUGAAACACAGAAAACAAAGUGUUUAUUGUAAAUUUCCUGGCAUUUCCUUCGGCGCAGUAAAUGAAAAACACAUUUCCAGACUGAGUUUGUGUUUGUCCUGCUGAUCAACAAUCUGAAUAUCUGGUCACAUGACUCCCCUGUUCUCUUCCACUUCCUGUCAGCUCGUCUGUAGCUUAUCAUGUGAGUGGACUGUCGAGUCAUAAGGCGAUGGCAGCAGAACGGCUCAUCGAAAUGCUCUCGGUUGGAGGAGAUGUGCUGGUUUUCCAGCGCAAGAGUUUAAGCUCAAAAAGCCGAGAUCAUCGUAAAGGCUCGGAGGUUUCGUUCUGCAGUCUGUCCUUCAACCGAGACUCGCAGAGCUUCUCCAUUAGAGACCGUAAAAUACAGCCGAUGCACAGGGACAGCUCUGCCGAGACGGACCUCGUUCACUGCGCUUCUGCUGUGGAUGUGCAACAGAGACAAAAAGUGCCGUGUGUUCUACUGAAACUGUGCAAGAAGAGGACGUCUGCGUUCAAAUACAUGCUUUACUCCGUAUGCACUUCCACCGAGCGAAAGCUUCACGUUGAGUUUGCGUUGCCAUACGAGAUGAGAGAGAAUAUUUCAAUACUGCAGGGCCCCACGUUGGUUUGGAGUCACGAAAACUCUGUUUUUUAUGCAUCCUCACGGACCGGCGGUGUGAAGGAAGUACCAGUUCCCAUGACUGUCAAGUUUAUUGGUGAACUUCCUCUUCAUCAGAGAAAACUAGUGAUUUAUGGCACCCGAAGUGAUGUGGAAAACAUACUGUAUUUCAUAGAAGAAGAAGAAGAACCCUGUAAGGCUGCAUGUCUUGUACCGGACGCUUACAGCGCUGUGAUCCAGUGCAUGAUGGUUUUCUCCGCUGAAGAAGUCGGCGGCUCUCUUAAAUCAGCUGUUCUGGCGGCCACAAGUAUGAAACAGCUGGUUUGUUUUGAGAACGGUCUUCCUCGGGAUGUUUGCCUUCUUCCUUACGAGCAACCGCUCAAUAUUCGGCUGGUUCACACUCUGAAGAAUGACUGCCUCGUCGUCGUAACCUUCAGUCAGGGUAACGUCUGCGCUGUGUGGAAAGACACUUUCCAGGUGGUGUCGUGUUGGACAGGAGUGCGUCUGCUGCUCGUCGAUGAUUUCGUGGGAUGCGGGACGGAUCAGAUGCUGCUCGUGUUCGAGGAGCAGGAUUCAUCUGGAGAGCUGCUCAGCAGCUUCCUGCUCACGGAUCUGUGCGGCAUCACUUAUUCUACGGGUGACGUCCUGAACACAUCAGACGCAGCGCAGGAGAACUACCUCCUCACAGUUCAAGCUUUAGAAUCCAGACUGCAGAGCGGCAUGAACUUCCUUGAAGACCUUCAGAGAGACGUGGAGGUCAAAGACAGACUCAUACUGCAGUCAUUAGUGGCCUUAACUGACCUGAUAUCCGGCAGAGAACAUGUGAUAUUACCUCCAGAACAGGAAGGGCUUGUUUCUCUGUGGGAUGAUGCUGGAGAAGAUGAUGCUGGAGAUGAAGAGCUUGACGUUAUGGAUGACGGGAUGCAGACUGAAUGUGCUGAAGCUCUUCUGAACGUGGACAGAGUCUGGCAGAGAGUCAUUGGACAGAGUUUGAUCGUCGGUGUCGUUCUGAGACCCACAAAUAACACGUCUGUAAUGAAUAUUAGCGCUUCGAUCGUCGUGGAUUCUUGUCAAACUGGAGCCGCUCCCGUUAUGAACACUAGGAUCCUACGGUUUCCGGCGUCUGUCGCUCACGGCCCGCCUGCUGCGAAGAAGAUCAAACGCUCUGAUUGUUCUGCUGACGGCGACAGCACCGUAUCAAGACUUGCCCUUGUCGCCAUCACCGACGUGGCUCCUUUAUUAACCUCAGGCUGCAUCAAAUGUCCCAUCAUGCUCCAUUAUAGCACCAAAGAAUCAUCCGGAUCCCCUCCUGGAGAUUGUGCUCGGGUUUCUCACUACUGCGGGCAAAUCUCAGUGGAUCUAAAAGAUAUUUCCACGGGGAAGCUUCAUCCACGACUGUUACAGGACAGCAAACUCAACACAGAGGAGGCCAGAGAAGACCUGCUCAGUCUGGUGGCGGUGUUGGACGUGUGGUUUUUCCUCGUGGAGUGUUCGGAUCACACGCUGGCGGACGUUCAGGGCUGGCUGCAGGAGUCGCUGCGAGUGGAGCGGCUGGACGUCGAUCCACGGUUCGCCGCAGACCCGUCUGACAUCAGGCUCUUCCGCUGGGAGCAGAAAUCGCAGUUUCAGGCCGUGUUGAGCGUCCUGUGCAGGGACGACCUGCGUUUGCUGCAGUUCCUGCACUCGCUGUGUGACUUCCUGCCUGCGUCGCAUCACAUCGAGCUGCUGGCGAGCCCGAGGUCACGCGGAGCCGCUCCAGAUCUGGCUCAGACUCUAGAGACAGAGAUACGCACUAUAAUGCAGGACGUGUCGUCCGUGCUCCAGUGUGGGGAGGGAGAAAUGACGGGGCAGGAGGAAUCGGACACCUCCUUAGAGCCGCUCCAGAGACUGAGGGAGGAGUGGCAGAGGGAACGGGGGCGGUACAACAAGAGGCUCCGCCCCCUGGUGGAUGGCACAGCCUAUAGCAGACUCGUGGAGCGGCUGAUUGACACGCAGCUGGACACUGAUGAAGUCGCUCUGAUGGAAGCGUCUCGUCUCUAGGAAGGAAAUGAAAUUUCAGCUCGGCAUCCUUCCACCUCGAUCCAAAUCCAUGCUGAAUGAUUAACAGGCCCGGAGAGUGUCCAUGAGCUUCUGCUGGGAGAUUCUGCCGGAGUCUCCAUGCCUCUUAAGAUUCUCCGGGGCUUCACGGCUCUAAUACUUCUGUGACAUUUCCACAGGAAACACUUAAGCUGCCCUCAGUGGUGAAGCAGCACGGUACGACCCAGUCAGUCAC
Ctenopharyngodon idella (grass carp) is the source of this 2925-nucleotide messenger RNA. It is a transcript of the gene fancb, whose product is annotated as FA complementation group B. The record is from RefSeq and is a predicted model, not a curated record. Gene Ontology annotation, biological process: interstrand cross-link repair; positive regulation of double-strand break repair via homologous recombination; replication-born double-strand break repair via sister chromatid exchange. Bases 246 to 2693 code for a protein of 815 amino acids. Gene Ontology annotation, cellular component: Fanconi anaemia nuclear complex. Lineage: Eukaryota; Metazoa; Chordata; Actinopteri; Cypriniformes; Xenocyprididae. The transcript is spliced from 11 exons.